Athalia rosae (coleseed sawfly) is the source of this 674-nucleotide messenger RNA. It is a transcript of the gene CSP1, whose product is annotated as ejaculatory bulb-specific protein 3-like. The record is from RefSeq and is a predicted model, not a curated record. Lineage: Eukaryota; Metazoa; Arthropoda; Insecta; Hymenoptera; Athaliidae. The transcript has 2 exons. The coding region runs from base 56 to 421 and encodes 121 amino acids.
UGGCCAAGACGUACGAGUCAGUUUAAUUUCAAACUUUACCCGAUACCAGUCAAAAAUGUUCCGGUUAAGAUUCGCGAUUGGUUUGAUCGUAGCCGCGGUGUCGACGGCUGUCCUCGCCGAGGAGUUGUACUCCGACAAGUACGACUACAUAAAGCCCGAAGAAAUCCUCGAGAACAAUCGUCUCCGCGAUCAAUAUUACGCGUGUUUCAUCGGAUCUUCACCCUGCAUCACACCGGACGCUAAAUUUUUCAAAAGUAACUUCCCGGAAGCCAUUGUAACCCAAUGCAGAAAAUGCACGGAGAAACAGAAACGUAUGUUCGAUACCCUGUCCACGUGGUACACGGAAAAACGUCCGGAUGAAUGGAAAGCUCUGAUCGCCAAGUUUAUCGAAGAUGCGAGGAAGAAGAAGAUCAUCUCUUAAAAAGUUCGGAGAGGAUUUCAUCGAAGUUUUUGGAGUAAGAGAAAAGAAAGCACACGGCGGUCAAGAUCCAGUGUCCAUACCGUUAGAACUUCGGCGACGCGUUCGAUAAGUGUAACAUUUUUAAAGUAGACAUAUAUUUGUUACCACUGUUCAUAUAAUUACGAUUGUUUUUGUUAAUGUAUUUUGUGAACUCGCGUAUUUUUGUUGAGGCAUGUUGCCUUGAUUGUAAAUAAACGAAGACUUGUUGAACAAA